This is a messenger RNA of Alosa alosa (allis shad), 4781 nucleotides long. It is a transcript of the gene usp38, whose product is annotated as ubiquitin specific peptidase 38. NCBI's taxonomy places the organism in Eukaryota, Metazoa, Chordata, Actinopteri, Clupeiformes, Clupeidae. Gene Ontology annotation, biological process: protein deubiquitination. Gene Ontology annotation, molecular function: cysteine-type deubiquitinase activity; cysteine-type endopeptidase activity. The record is from RefSeq and is a predicted model, not a curated record. Gene Ontology annotation, cellular component: cytosol; nucleus.
UUUAGUUUAACCUGCUAUUGUUGAACCCAGAAUGCGACGUUUCAUAACGGCAUUAAAGAAAGGUCCUAAUCUGAGGUCCUGAGUGACAAGCAAUGGACCCCGUAAGUGACGUCAGGUUCUACUGAGCCCAUGGUUAAAUUCAGACGAUUCUACUGACAGAAAUUAAAACAGCAAGUUAAAUAUCAAUCCAUCGUUCAAGACGGUACAAUGGUCGUUUAACACAACAUUUAAACGUCUUGAAAAUUGCAGAUGUUGGUGAGGUUUCUCUCAUGUGCCUCCACACUGGCGCUGUUCUCUAGAGGCUUGUCAUCACCAUCACCAUGGACAAGAUCCUGGAGGCACUCGUGACCUCCUCACACCCGCUGCCAGUCAAGCGGGCCAUAGUGCGCAAGGUGGUGGAAGCGGCAGAGAAAGAGGUGACAGAGGAGCAGUGUCAUGCACUCUAUGCCCUCACAACACGCCUCAUCCUGCUUGGCGAGGAUGCUUUCCAGAGACAGACAGGGCAACAGGUUCAGGAAGCAUAUGCACGCUACCACCGCGAUGAAUUUGCCCGCUUUGUCAGCAAGGACUUUGUUCUGGGCCUGCUGCAGCAAGGCUAUGGGCCCCUGGACCGGCACCACCCGGCGCUCAUCGACUUCCUCCACGGCUGCCUUCGCCUGCUCAUCAGCUGCCCGGCUGUGCUGGAGGUGGCGGCAGCGCUCCAGACGGAGGUCCUGCGCCUGGUCUGCGAGCGGCCCAAGCCCGUGCUAUGCGCCCGCCUAGCGGCGCUGCUCGCUGACUUCCCACAGUGCGUUCCCCGUGACAAGGGCCAGGGGGCGCUGUUCUGCCAGCAGCUGGUGCGCACCAUGAGCCACUUCCAGUGCACCACCAGCCAGGAGAAGGACCUGAGGGAGUUUGUGGCGCAGGUGAACCGCGUCAGCGAGCUGCUGCAGGGCAUCUGGAAGGCCGAGCCUGCGGCCCUGCUGCCCUCUCUGCAGGAGGUGUUUGCCAUCAUCUCCUCCACAGACCCUGCAUUUGAGCCGUCCAUCUCUCUGGCCAGCCUGGUGCAGCACAUCCCCCUGCAGAUGAUCGCCGUGCUCAUCAAGAGCCUCACCACUGACCACAACGUCAAAGACGCCAGCAUGACCAAGGCCCUCUGCAGGAUGAUUGACUGGUUGUCCUGGCCCCUCGCUAACCAUGUUGAUACCUGGGUCAUCGCUCUACUGAAGGGACUGGCCUCAGUGCAGAAGUUCACUAUCCUCAUAGACGUCACCUUGCUCAAAAUUGAACUGGUCUUCAAUCGUCUGUGGUACCCCAUCGUGCGGCAGGGGGCUCUGGUGGUUCUGUCCCACAUGCUCCUGAGUUUCCAACACUCCCCAGAGGCUUUCCACCUGGUGGUGCCCCAUGUUGUCCAGCUGGUUCAGAGCCUGCGCGGUGAUGGCCUGCCAACUAGUAAGGCCUUCCUUCUACAGUUUACGGAGCUCAUCCACUGCAUGAUGUACCAGUAUUCUGGCUUUCCAGAUCUCUACGACAGCAUCCUGGAAGCCAUUAAAGACCUACCUAAGCCAAGUGAGGAGAAGAUCAAGCUGAUCCUGAACCAAAGUGCCUGGACAUCCCAGUCCAACUUGUUUGCCCCGGGCCUAAUGCAGCUGGCUGGGAAGUCUGAGACAGGGAAGACGGGCCUGGUGAACCUGGGCAACACCUGCUACAUGAACAGCGUCAUCCAGACCCUCUUCAUGGCCACCGAUUUCAGGCGGCAUGUGUUAUCACUGCAGCUGAACGGCAGCAAUACUUUGAUGAAGAAACUGCAGCUCCUGUUUGCGUUUCUGGCUCACACACAGAGAGCGGCAUACGCACCCAGGAAUUUCUUUGAGGCCUCCCGCCCUCCCUGGUUUACUGUGGGCUCUCAGCAGGACUGCUCUGAGUACUUGCGCUUCCUUUUAGACCGGUUACAUGAGGAAGAGAAAGCACUUCGAGCCCUGGCAGAGGCUAAGCCAAAGCACAGUGAGGUCUCUCCAUCUGAUCAGUCCCUUAACUCCACCCAAGACGCUGGUGCUGACCAGUCCCUUAGCUCCACCCAAGACGCUGGUGCUGACCAGUCCAUUAGCUCCAUUCAAGACGCUGGUGCUGAGCAGUCCAUUAGCUUCACUCAAGACGCUGGUGCUGCGCAAACCCCCCACGCUGCCCCCCCACGCCGACCCCUGAUGGCCGCUGGUGGACGCUUUGUCCACGGUGAUUCGCUUCGCUGCCACAGUGUGUCCGAGAAGGAGGAGCCAUUUACUGACCUCUCGCUGGCCUUCUGCCCGCCCCAGGAUCAGCCCCAGCACAGCCCGCAAUGCGGCGGCGUCAAUGGCCAAUGGCGGCGGCGACCGCGUUUACUGGAGAUAGGCCCCGCCACGCUGGACGGGUCGACCUGGCGCCGUCAUUACAGCCCCACCGGGGGCAGUCCCUUGGCUCCACCAAGGCAGCUGGUGCUUCCCCCAGCACAGCCGCAAUGCUGGCCGGCGUCAAUAGCGGCCCGGCGAGACGUGUCACCCUGGGAUAGGCCCGCUGGGGCGGGGGUCGGACCUGGCGCCGGCCGUCACAGCCCCCCACCUCCGGUGCGGACCGGGCCACCGCUUGCGCUGCCCGACCUGGUGGACUAUCUGCUGGCGCCGGAGAUCCUGGAGGAGGAGAACUGCUACUUCUGCGAGCGGUGUGGCUCGCUGCAGCGUGCCGAGCGGGGCGUGCGUGUGGUGGCGGCGCCCGAGUACCUCAUCCUCACGCUGCUGCGCUUCUCGUACGAUGCCGCGCGCCAGCUACGCCGCAAGAUUGUGGACGACGUGCGCGUUCCGCUGUGCAUGCGCCUGCCUGUCCACCUGGAGCACGCACAGCCUACUCCUCGGCACCAACAGGAGACGGCGCCGGCAGCGGCACCCUCGCGCUGCGUGCUGACCGCCACACGCUCGCCUGACAGCGGAGAGAACCAGGCCAAGAAGCUCAAGCCAUCGCAGAGAGGAGGACGAAUGGGGGAGACCCGGGGUGAGGAGACGCGCGGGAACGUCAACAGAGGAGCACCCGUGAUGGACGCGCCAAGAGAAGACGACGAGAGCAAAACCGAGGUGCAGACUUUUUCUUACGUUCUGACCUCCGUUGUGAUGCACUCGGGGAUUUCCUCUGAGAGCGGCCACUACUACACGUACGGCAGAAACAUGAGCGCCGUCGAUUACGAGGACAGCUCCCCCUGCACAGCCAAUCACCUCACGCCUUCCAGCGGUGAACAGGAAGGACUCGGCUGCACCAGCCAAUCCGAACUGGCCUCGGGCAGUGGCAAGGUGGAGGGGUCACACGACCCGUCGGCCAGGGACUGGAUCCUGUUCAAUGACAGCAGGGUGACCUUCACAACCUUCAAUUCGGUGCAGAACGUUACCAGCCGCUUCCCGAAGGACACAGCCUACGUGCUCAUCUACCGGAAACAGGGCUCCAGCGAGGUGCCCCAAGGCAGUGGGGUCCCCACCAACGGCCUGAGGCCUGGCGUUGAACCCCCGCUCCAGAAGGAGUUGAUGGACGCCAUCACCAAAGACAACAAACUCUACCUGCAGGAGCAGGAGCUGACCGCACGCACACGAGCCUUGCAGGCCGCCUCGGCCUCCUGCUCAUUCAAGCCCAACGGCUCAGACGACAACGAACCCCCCGGGAGCUGCGGCCCGUCAGGUGGAGGAGGAGGCGGCGGCGGAGGAGGAGGAGGAGGCUUCAACACUGUCAGCAGGCUGGUGUUCUGAGAACCAUGAGUGGAUGUUCACACACACCAGAUGGGACACACUGGACUCAAAAGCUUUCCCACCCAUCACACUGGACCCAGUGUUUUUGUUUUGCUUUCUUGCGAACAGUAAGUUAAAUGACCCCUGACCUCAAAUUUUGGAGCCAUGAUGGACUCCUCAGCCACUCUCCCCCUCACCCUCUAAACCUGCGAUUUCUUUGGAGUGCAUGCGUUUUUCUUCCUUUCUUUCUUUGCUUUUUUUAGGAGAAGUUCAGACUACUUAAAUGCAAAGUUACAACUUUAUUUCCCUGAUGCACACACACAUCAUAGGGAAUUACAUUUUGCAAUGCAAUAAAUCAGUGCAUUAUAAUACAAUGCAACUCAGAUCUCCUCUGAAACAUCAUGAAACUUAAAUAAAUAAGACGUUUUAAGAAGGUUUAAAUGAUUGUUCUUUAUAAAUGGCAAGCAAAAUACAUGCAAGUGUGUUUUUCAAGCCCCUUUUCUUUAAAGAGAUGGGCGGGAGUUACAUUUACACUAUUUUUUUACUCUGCAUAUAUAUAGUCGAUAAUUCAAGAUGUGUUUUUGAAUUGAUUUGGUUGGCAUUACAACACUAGUAAAGACAAUUUACUGCAUAUGACAAACUACAUGCCAACACUGUGACAGCAAACUGAUAGAAUUGGUGAUUAGGCCUACGUUUGAGGUAAAACUUGGUGCAAAUUUGAUUUUUAAAUUAUCUGAGUCCCUUUAAAUAAACACGAAUUGCAUGCUAAAUGUUCCUCUAAAGAUGAAUUCAAAUGGUUUGGGGUGGUUGGUUAUGUAUAUCUACUUAGUACUCCUAAUUAUUUCUUUCAGGGAGUUUUUAAUAAUUUAAUUUUUUAAUAAUAUCCAGUUUUUUCUGUGCCUUUUCAUGCCAUUAUUCAAGUGAGCUAACUGGACAGGUAUAUGAUGACUUUAAGAUCAACUACAAGAUUUUAAUGGAUUCAUGAAAAUAAACUGGCUUUUGCUGUACAGUGUUAAUAUUAAUAAACUUUUUGUAAUUGAAGUAAAGAUCCAUACAAGUAUA